AUGAGGGCGCUGCCCAGACGCAGGUGCUCGUCUCCCCUGCUGGUGUUCCACUGUCGCCGGCACGCGCCACGGAAGACUCAUUUCCGGGAUUCCCCUCUCGUUGCUGUAGCCAUCCGACGCGUCACGCAGGCCGCGCCCCCCGUGCCUUCAGGGAUACCCCCAAGAGUGACACGCCGUCUUCCUGGAGGAAAGACGGAGAAAAGACUUCGGCAGGAUCCCAGCGGCACGAAUCAACAGAAUGAGGGAGUAGGGGUAAAUGCUACAAGUGGGAUUCCUCCGGUGUCACCAUUAAUUAUGCCAUGGUUCCUCAGUGCGCCCUGGGUUCCGAAGUUUGCUGGGGAGCGGCAGAAGUUUGGGGAAUGGCAGACCCAGACGAGAGCCAUGCUACGUGCCCAACCCCUGAAUGCCCAACAGCAAGUUGACUUUGUCUUCAGCACACUAGACGGGGACGCCAGACGGGAAGCAGCCCUGCUGUCAGACGCAGAUCGUCGUAACGGGGAGCGAGUCAUCACAGCCCUGGAAAAAAUAUUUGGAGAUACAGCCUCCAAUGCCCAGCGACGCGGUGAGUUCUAUAAAUGCCGACAAGCUGCAGAUGAGCGCACCAGUUCGUUUAGCCUUCGACUGCGGGAGUGCUACGCUAAGUGGCGUGCUGUUGAUGGAGAGGCACACAUGGAUGAAGAUGCUCUCCUCCGAGACCAGUUCAUUCUCGGCCUCCGGGCUGGGUCUGUGAGACAAGAAUUGCAGCGGCUGCUGCGAAGAGACGAGCAGCUAACCUUUCCAGCUGCCCAACGGGAGGCUCGGGCAUUAGAAAGAGAGCUGGAUGGGCCCUCCAUUGAAACGCAAGUCCAUGCUGUGCGGAACCAGGGUGGGCCUUCCCCGGCCAGGAGUGAGCGGCAGUCAGACCUGGAAGAACUUAGAGAAAGUUUGAGAACCGAACUCCGAAGUGAGCUGACAGCCCAACUGAAGACCCUCAGUAGCCAAAUAGUGGAGGAACUGAGAAGCCAGACACCGUACGGACCGACCACAGUAACUCCAUCAGCUACCCCCAGGGUGCACCACGCAGUACCAAUGGGACGUGCAGGGCCGCCCUGUUUGCCGAGAUUGUGGCGCAGUAGGCCAUGUUCAACGGUUUUGCCCCAGACGACGUCAACAUCAGGGUUUUUAGCUACCCCCGUCACGGGGGAAAGAGUGACGGGGGUGAAUGAGACAAACGAUGGCCCAUCGUCCAAACCUACUUUAAUAGGUUCUCAGGUUACCCUCUUCAGUGAGAGCCUCUUCAAGAAUCAGCUCCAAGACUCUGUCCUCAACACUGUCGACAAACCUGGCUGGCUGACACUGAAGGCUGCCAACGGGCUCCAGAUCCCAUAUAUCGGCUAUGCCAUUCUAGAUUUUAAGGUAGGUGGAAUACGUAUUCCAAAUAAAGGGGUUAUCAUCGUAAAUGACCAGUGUUUGGGUAGCGACAGGGCAGUCCUAGGGAUGAAUGUCAUCACUGAGUGCUGGCGAGAAGUGAUGCAGGGGAUUCACCCCGGGGUGGUGGCCUUCCAGGCUACAGUCGCUCCAGCAGCAGGCACACUCUGGAAGAAGGCUUUUGCAGUAUGUAGACAAGUCCAACAGAAGGGACCAACUGCCUUGGGGAGGGGGGUCGCCAAACUAACUAGGCAGUCUCCUGUUGUUAUUCCCCCACGAACAGAGAUGAUUCUGUGGUGUCAAGUAAGUGACACCAUCCCUAGGACUAAUUGUGCUGUGCUGAUAGAACCACUGACGGAGGAGGAGGCUGGCUGGAGGGCAGCCCACACGCUUGCGGAAGUCCAUGCUGGGCAGGUUCCCUUGAGGUUUUGCAACCCCAACCCUUUCCCAGUGGAGGUCCCCCAACGCCGCUCGCUGGCCACCGUAACCCAAAUUUUGCCAGAGGACAUUGCCGGACACAAAGAUCUCGUGCUGACUCCUGGCCCCUCGGGAGAAGUGGAAGUCGGUGUCAGCACCAUACUCACCAACCCCUCUGCUCUGCCAUCGGUACUGGGAGAACAAGGAGUGGAGUUGGACCAUGAGCAACGCCAGCGUCUCCACCAACUCCUAUCGAAAUGGCAGCCAAUCUUUGCACAACAUGACGAAGACUUUGGCCGUACUGAUGCUGUGAAGCAUCAGAUUCCUACAGGAACGGCACCCCCUAGCCGGGAACGCUAUCGACCGGUGCCACCAACACUGUAUCCAGAGCUGAAGAGCUUGCUGAAAAAUAUGCUGGAAGGAGGAGUCAUCAGGGAAAGUUCCAGUCCGUGGGCGGCUCCCAUUGUACUGAUUAAGAAGAAAUGCGGAUCGUGGCGCUUCUGCGUAGACUUCCGGAAGUUGAACUCGGUGACUCAUAAAGAUGCAUAUCCACUCCCCCGGAUUGAGGAGUCGCUGACCAGUCUAAAGGGUGCCCAGUGGUACUCCACCCUAGACUUGGCCAGUGGCUAUUGGCAGGUAGAGGUGGACGAGCGUGACCGGGAGAAGACGGCGUUUACCACCCCCCUAGGUCUUUUUGAGUUUGAGCGUAUGCCGUUUGGCCUUUGCAACGCCCCUGCUACGUUCCAACGGCUUAUGCAGCGCUGCCUGGGGGAGUUUUUAAAUGAAUCUCUUUUAAUUUAUCUGGACGACGUGAUUAUUUAUUCGUCCAGUUUUGACCAGCAUCUUCAAGACCUGGACAGAGUCUUCCAGCGACUACAAGACCACGGACUCAAGCUGCAGCCCCGGAAGUGCAGACUAUUUCAGAAACGUGUCUCGUACCUGGGUCAUAUUGUAAGUGCGGAAGGAGUGGCCACCGACCCAGAGAAGACGGCUGUUGUCCAGGCAUGGUUAGCACCGCAGAAUGUUCGCCAGGUUCGUUCAUUUCUGGGUCUGGUGGGGUAUUACCGCCGUUAUAUUCCUGGGUUUGCCAAGAUCGCUGCCCCCCUCCAUGGCCUGUUGCAUGGCACCACGACCACCUUUAAGACGGCUCCAAUCCAGUGGACAGCAGAAUGUGACCGGGCAUUCCGAAGGUUGAAGGAAGCCCUGGUGAGCCCACCCAUCUUAGCCUAUGCCGACUUUACUAAGCCAUUCCGGCUGUACACCGAUGCAAGUCUGGAGGGUCUAGGGGCGGUACUGGCUCAAAUCCAGGACGGCACAGAGAGAGUAAUCGCUUACGCCAGUCGAAGCCUUCACUUCCGACCUUUUCAGACAGCUGUGUCUCCUCUAUGGCUGCCGAACAAAGCGCACCACGGCAUACCAUCCACAAGCUGCGACCAGGCCAGCCUGUGUACCUCAUACGUCCGGAAGGAACCAAAAGAAGGCCAGAUUCCUUCUGAAUUAAGUUCGGCCCAGCACCACUACAGGCUGGAAGCUCCGAGGUACAGACCCUUGGUGUUCUGGAGGACCCAGCUUCCCACGGGGACAGAAAGGACAAUACCAGACCCCUCGACCCAAGCAGAGGCCCCCCGGCCAGCUGACAUGACGACCAGCUCCAACCAAGCCGAUGGUCUGGGAGACCACCUAGGGACUGUCACGCCACUACAACAGGGGCACCAAGAAGACUCAUACCUCCCUGACCAGGCAGAAGCCCAGGAAAUACGUCGCUCUCAGCGAAGCACACAGGGCACCAGGCCACUGAGGUACCAGUAG
Alosa sapidissima (American shad) is the source of this 3633-nucleotide messenger RNA. RefSeq lists its product as uncharacterized. Lineage: Eukaryota; Metazoa; Chordata; Actinopteri; Clupeiformes; Clupeidae. The record is from RefSeq and is a predicted model, not a curated record. Bases 1 to 3633 code for a protein of 1210 amino acids. The transcript has 7 exons.